UAUCAUGUGAGUUACUGUGGAGAACAAAAUUGAAACACUGAGACCACUUGUUACCUUCCCACAUGACUCACUUUUGCUAUUAAGGAGACCUGGUGAACAGGGGAAGGCCUGCCAACCUGUGCUUCAGGAGGCACAUUCCCUCAGGCAGCCUGCAGGUAGGCCAGUGCAGAAGCUGCCACCUCGUGUUCCAUGGGGGCCCUGUGGGAGAUGGCCCCCGGGUCUUUGGCACUGCUGCCGCUGCCACUGCCGCUGCCGCUGCUACUGCUACCCAGAUUCCUGCCCUUCGCUGCUGGCUGCCCAGAUGCCUGCCGAUGCUACAGCGCUACGGUGGAGUGCGGGGCCCUUCAUCUGCGUGUUAUUCCAUCCGGCAUCCCGCCAGGGACACAGACGCUGUUCCUGCAGGACAACAGCAUUGAGCACCUGGAGACAGGGGUCCUGGCACCACUUGCCACCCUCAGGCACCUCUACUUGCACAACAACAGCCUGCGCUUCCUGGAACCAGGGGCCUUCCAUGCACAGUCAUGCCUCCUAGAGCUGGCACUCACGGGUAACCGGCUGCAGGGUCUGCGUGUGGGCACCUUCACUGGCCUGACCCAGCUGCGCACACUCUACCUGGCCGGCAACCAGCUGGUGCAGCUGCUGGAUUUCACCUUCCUGCACCUGCCGCGUCUCCAAGAACUGCACCUACAGGAAAACAACAUUGAGCUACUGGAGAACCAGGCGCUGACCGGGCUCUCCUCGCUCGCACUGCUGGACCUCAGCAGGAACCAGCUGGGCACCAUCAGCCGGGAGGCCUUGCAGCCCCUGGCCAGCCUACAGGUGCUGCGUCUCACAGAGAACCCAUGGCGCUGCGACUGUGCUCUACACUGGCUAGGGGCCUGGAUCAGGGAAGGGGGCCAGCGACUGCUCAGUUCCAGGGACAAGAAGAUUGUGUGUGCAGAGCCCCCCCGCUUGGCCCUGCAGAGCCUCCUGGAGGUGUCUGGCAGCAGCCUCAUAUGCAUCCCCCCCUCCGUGCAAGUGGAGCCACUGGAGGUGACAGCCAACCUGGGUGAGGACCUGCGGGUGGCCUGCCAGGCUUCUGGCUACCCACAGCCCCUGGUGACCUGGAGAAAGGUGGCCCAUCCUCGAGAGGGGCAGCGGUGGGCCCAGGCCCAGCGAGAAGGUGGGAUGCCUGGGACAGCUGGGCCUGGAGCCUCUGAUACGGGCAGUGGCAUGCUCUUCCUCACCAACAUCACCCUGGCACACGCCGGCAAGUAUGAAUGUGAAGCCUCCAAUGCCGGCGGCGCCGCCCGAGUGCCCUUCCAGCUCCGGGUCAACCUUUCCCAGCAACAGCGGCUAGUUCCACCGGUGACCGGCUUGGUGGGCCCUGCAUCACUCCAUGAGGCAGGCAGUCUGGCCUUCCGUGCACUGGGCCCAGCCACACAGACAGCCGUGGCGGCAGCCAUUGCGCUGCUGGCACUCACAGCCCUGUUAUUGGCUGUGGUCAUCUGCCGCCGGCGCGGGCAAAAGGAGUCAGGGCCGCCUGGUGAGGGUGCCCUCUUCAUCAAUGACUACUCGGAUGGGCCCUGCACCUUCGCACAGCUCGAGGAGCUUCGUAGUGAGCGUGGCCAUGAGAUGUUUGUCAUUGACCGCUCCAAGCCACUCUUCAGCGGGUCAGAUGGGGCCGAUGGCUUCCCACCACCAGUGCCCCAUGCCUAUGAGAUCCACUGCUGAGGGCGGGUGACCCAGGGCAGGCGAGGGUUGCCCAGGGUUUGCUUCGUGCUUAGUAAAGGGUAGAAGCUGUGAA
This is a messenger RNA of Erinaceus europaeus (western European hedgehog), 1786 nucleotides long. RefSeq names its product leucine rich repeat containing 24 (gene LRRC24). Lineage: Eukaryota; Metazoa; Chordata; Mammalia; Eulipotyphla; Erinaceidae. The record is from RefSeq and is a predicted model, not a curated record. The coding region runs from base 190 to 1713 and encodes 507 amino acids. Gene Ontology annotation, molecular function: protein binding. The transcript has 5 exons.